ACUAUUUCAUCUACAAAGUCAAGUUGGAAAGUUUGAAGUGAAGUGAGUUGGACCCACCAUCAUUCAUUAGGUUUAAGAAAAUAUCUCUCCUGUAACGUUGUAAAUACGGAACCGGCAAAAUGGGUCGUUAUUCAAUGGAGCCAGAUAAUGCCACGAAAUCAUGUAAAGCUCGUGGAUCAAACCUCAGAGUUCAUUUCAAAAAUACCAGAGAGACUGCCCAGGCGAUAAAAAAGAUGUCUCUUCGUAGAGCUCAGCGCUUCUUAAAAAAUGUAAUUGCUAAGAAAGAAAUUGUUCCAUUUCGUCGAUUCAAUGGAGGUGUUGGAAGAAAAGCUCAGGCAAAACAAUGGGGAGCAACUCAAGGAAGGUGGCCAAAGAAAAGUGCUGAAUUCUUACUUCAACUGUUGAGAAAUGCUGAGAGCAAUGCUGAUUAUAAAGGUCUUGAUGUUGAUAGAUUAGUAGUGGAACAUAUUCAAGUAAACAGGGCACCCAAGAUGAGGAGGAGAACUUACAGAGCUCAUGGUCGAAUUAACCCUUACAUGAGCAGUCCCUCUCACAUUGAAGUUAUCUUGAGUGAAAAGGAACAAGUGGUUGCUAAACCUACCGCUGAAGAAGAGGCACCGAAAAAGAAAGUGUCUAAGAAGAAAAUGGCAAGACAAAAGCUUAUGCAAAGAGACUAGAUUGUUCAGUGAAAAAUAAAAUUCAUUAGUGAAAAAGAAAAA
Messenger RNA from Argiope bruennichi, 719 nucleotides. It is a transcript of the gene RpL17, whose product is annotated as 60S ribosomal protein L17. Lineage: Eukaryota; Metazoa; Arthropoda; Arachnida; Araneae; Araneidae. Gene Ontology annotation, molecular function: structural constituent of ribosome. The record is from RefSeq and is a predicted model, not a curated record. The transcript is spliced from 6 exons. Bases 120 to 677 code for a protein of 185 amino acids. Gene Ontology annotation, cellular component: cytosolic large ribosomal subunit; ribosome. Gene Ontology annotation, biological process: cytoplasmic translation.